GGAGAUCAACGAUUAACUUUGGGCUGAAUAUAAAAAGGCAGGGCAUAAAUAGCUAUCUAUAUCCCCCUUCUGUCUUCUUCUUCUCUGGUGGAGACAUGGGGAAAGGCAUUUACCUCAGCAAAGUGGUGGCAAUAGCAUGUGUGGUUGUAGCCAUCAGUGCUGUGGCCACCAUCAUAGCUCUGUCUGUGGUUUACGCUCAGGAGAAGUCAAAGAAUGGAGAGACACUUCCAUCCACUACCAGCCCCAGUACCACCCCCAGUCCUUCCACAACACCCUCCACCCCGAAGGAGCCCUGGCAGCGCUACAGACUUCCAACCGACCUUAAACCACUCUUUUACAAUGUGACCUUGUGGCCCCGGCUGGUGCCCAACGAACAGGGCCUGUACACAUUUGUGGGAAACUCCAAGGUGGUCUUCAGAUGUACUAGGAAUACAGACCUCAUCAUCAUCCACUCCAACAAGCUCAACCUCACUCUCUUCGAGGGAUACCAUGCCAAGCUCAGUGCCCUUGACGGAGCCACUGCACCCAGCAUUAAAAAGACCUGGCUGGAGGUUCCCACCCAGUACCUGGUGGUCCAGCUCAACAGCCAGCUGCAGAUCGCCAGCCGGUACGAGCUCUUCACUGAAUUUAUUGGAGAGCUGGCGGACGACCUGGGAGGAUUCUACAGGAGUGAAUACAUAGAAGAUGGGGUGAAAAAAAUUGUGGCCACGACUCAAAUGCAACCAACAGAUGCCAGAAAAGCCUUCCCCUGCUUUGAUGAGCCCGCAAUGAAAGCUGUCUUCCACAUAACUCUCUUGCACCCCCAUGGCACUGUGGCGCUGUCCAACGCCAUGAACUACGAACCCGUUAACAUCACUUUGGAAGGCCAGAAUUUAAUCCAGACAAGCUUUGAACCCACAGAGAUUAUGUCAACCUACUUGCUGGCUUUCGUUGUGUGUGAUUUUACAUUCAAUGGGACCAAACCGGGUGCAGACAUUUUGAUCAGGAUCUGGGCUCGCAAGAAGGCCAUAGAGGAGGGCCAGGGAAACUAUGCCCUGGAGAAAACUGGACCUAUAUUGGCAUUCUUUGAAGACUAUUACAACUCUUCUUACCCCCUGAGCAAGUCAGACCAGAUUGCUCUUCCCGACUUCAGUGCUGGAGCCAUGGAGAACUGGGGUCUGAUCACCUACAGAGAAACCGCCCUCUUAUAUAAUCCUGCUGUGUCAUCCAAUGGAGAUAAGGAGUGGGUGGCAACAGUCAUCUCGCAUGAGCUGGCUCAUAUGUGGUUCGGGAAUUUGGUGACCACAAGGUGGUGGAAUGACUUGUGGCUCAACGAGGGGUUUGCCACCUAUGUCUCUUAUCUUGGAGCCAACUAUGCUGAACCAACGUGGAAUAUGAAAGAUUUAAUAGUCCUGAAUGAGGUCAUUGGUGUGAUGGCCGUGGAUGCCUUGGCUUCCUCCCAUCCCCUCUCAUCCAAAGAGGAGGACAUCCAGAGGCCGGAGGACAUCAGUCAACUGUUUGACUCCAUCACAUAUAGCAAGGGAGCCUCAGUCCUCAGGAUGCUCUCAGAGUUUAUCACUGAGAAAGUCUUUUCCCAAGGGCUGCAUACAUACUUAGAAAAGUUCAAAUAUAAGAACACAGUCUACGAAGACCUCUGGAGGCACCUGCAAAUGGCGGUGGAUAAAUCUGGCAUUGUUCUGCCCAGAUCUGUGGAGGUUAUCAUGAACCGCUGGAUCCUACAGAUGGGGUUCCCAGUGGUCACCAUAAACACACAGACUGGAAAAAUCACCCAGAAACAUUUCUUGUUGGACCCAGACUCUGUAGUUGACAGACCUUCAGAGUUCAAUUAUGAGUGGUUUGUCCCUAUUACAUGGAUUAAGACUGGGGGACCUGAACAGCAGUACUGGCUUCUUGAUAGACAAGUUUCAAACACAGACGUAAAACUUGGUACUGAUGACUGGCUGGUAGCCAACAUAAAUAUGAAGGGCUUCUACAGAGUCAACUAUGACUCUGAAAACUGGGAGCGUCUCCUCAACAAACUGAGCUCCAAUCAUACGGAAAUUCCAGUGAUCAACCGAGCUCAAAUUAUUGAUGAUGCUUUUAACCUCGCAAGGGCAAAGACUGUGAGCACAACUCUGGCUCUGAGGACUACCAAGUUCCUCGAUAAAGAAGUCGAAUACAUGCCCUGGCAGACAGCCAGUCGCAACUUGGACUACUUCUUCCUCAUGUUUGACCGCAGUGAAGUGUAUGGACCCAUGCAGGCUUACAUUAAGAAACAGGUCACUCCUCUAUUUAACCACUUCAAAGAUCUCACGCUCAACUGGACAAAGAUCCCAGAAAAGCACACUGACCAGUACAACCAGGUGAAUGCAAUCUCCUUAGCCUGCAGCACUGGAGUGAAAGGCUGUAAGGAGCUGACCACUGGCUGGUUCAAAGAGUGGAUGAAUAACCCAGCUAACAACAACAUUAGUCCCAACUUGAGGUCCACAGUGUACUGCAGUGCAAUUGCAGCGGGAGGAGUGGAGGAGUGGGACUUUGCUUGGUCCAUGUACAAGAAUGCCACCAUCGCUUCAGAAGCUGAUAAACUCAUGUAUGCUCUGUCCUGCACCAAACAGCCCUGGCUGCUCAACAGGUAUCUGGAGUAUUGUCUGGACCCAGAGAAGAUCCGUAAGCAGGAUGCCACCUUCACCAUUGUUUACAUUGCUGGUAACCCCAUCGGCCAGCCUCUGGCAUGGGACUUUGUCAGAGCUAACUGGGCGCAUAUAUUCAAUGACUAUGGUGGUGGAUCAUUUUCCUUUGGAAGACUAAUUGAUGGAGCGACCAAACGAUUCUCCACUGAAUUUGAGUACAAGCAGUUGCUGCAGUUCAAAGAAGACAAUGUAGGACAGCUCGGCUCGGCCGCUGCGUCUCUUGAGCAGGCGCUAGAGAGGACCAAGGCCAACAUGAACUGGGUGGCCAUGAACAAGAAACAGGUGUUUGAAUGGUUCAUCAGUGAAAUGUCUCCAGUUUAACACUCUCCACUAUGCAGUUUUCAAAUGUAGAUUUUUCUACUGACUUUUAGUCCACCUGGAACCAAAUUUAUUGUUAUUAUGAAUGUUCUUAACGUGACGGAACUUUUUUAAAUGUAAAGUUUUGAUUAAGCCAUUUUUAUGAAUAAAGACUAU
Messenger RNA from Morone saxatilis (striped sea-bass), 3143 nucleotides. Its product is annotated as aminopeptidase Ey-like. The transcript has 20 exons. The coding region runs from base 96 to 2990 and encodes 964 amino acids. The record is from RefSeq and is a predicted model, not a curated record. Lineage: Eukaryota; Metazoa; Chordata; Actinopteri; Moronidae. Gene Ontology annotation, molecular function: metalloaminopeptidase activity; zinc ion binding; peptide binding. Gene Ontology annotation, biological process: peptide catabolic process; proteolysis. Gene Ontology annotation, cellular component: cytoplasm.